CUUGUUAAGAGUGUGACCGAUGCUCGCACUUGACCGUGAAACAUUCGACGAAGCAACGAACGACAAAAGGCAACAAAACCAAAACAAUGUGAACGAAAAUGAAAGCGAAACGUGGAGUCCAAUUGAUUGUGGAGUUCCAUUUGGUUCCGCACUGGGCAAUCAUCGUAUCAUAUCGUGUGCCCCAGCAACUGAACCGGCUUCCAGCUGAUGCUGAGGUGGAGUCCAAGACGAGACGGAGAGGCUGUAACGGCGGAGGGAGGCACUUGAGGGCUGGGGCUUGAGUGGCGCAUGUUAAAGCUUGCGCUUGCAAAUCCCAAGCUCUCCUCUGCCGUGGAGCUCUGUGGCUUUUGUUACCGUUUUGCUGGUAUCGGUGCUGUCAUUCGGAUUCGGAUUCCGAUUCGGUUUCCGUUUGCUGUUUGCUGGCAAACAAAGUGCCGGUCAUUGUUUGGAUUUGCGCUGGCGCCGCGACGCUCAGCGCCGCACGGCAAACAUUAGAGCGUAUAAAUAUGCCGACAAAUUGCGACUAUUAAUCAUUCGACCCAUAGAUUCCACCGACAAAACAAUUAGCUUGGAGAUCUAUACCCAAAAUGAAACUUUUCAUUGCGUGCAUCUUCAUUGCCGCAGCGACGGCUGCAGUGAUUCCUGUCGAACAAGCCAGGCACCGUCGCGACGUCUCCGAGAUCGUGAACGAGUACGUCCCGCCAGCAGAGGAAGUUGCCCUCGAUGCUCCCCUCGGGGACAUCGCCCAAGACUCUGCUCUCGUGGGAGAAGAUGGAUACCGCUACAAGACAGUGCGACGACUAAAGCUGCGUCAUCGUCGUGAUGUGUCCGAGAUCGCCAACGAUUACCUGCCCCCAUCUGAAGAAGUUGUCACCGAGGCCGCCAUUGAGGAAGCUCCCGUUGAGGAAGCGAGCCAAGACUCUGCCGUUCUCGCCGCCGAUGGAUACCAAUACAAAACGGUCCGUCGCCUCAAGUACCGUCAGCGUCGUGACGUUUCGGAGAUCGCCAACGAUUACCUGCCACCAUCUGAAGAAGUUGUCACCGAGGCCGCCAUUGAGGAAGCUCCCGUUGAGGAAGCCAGCCAAGACUCUGCUGUUCUCGCCGCCGAUGGAUACCAAUACAAAACGGUGCGUCGUCUCAAGUACCGCCAGCGUCGUGAUGUCUCUGAGAUCGCCAACGAUUACCUGCCCCCUUCUGAGGAGGUUGCUGUCGAUGCCCCCGUUGAGGAAGUUCCCGUCGAAGAGGCCAGCCAGGAUUCCGCUGUUCUUGCCGCCGAUGGAUACCAGUACAAGACUGUGCGCCGCCUGAAGUACCGCCAGCGUCGUGAUGUGUCCGAGAUUGGCAACGAUUACCUGCCCCCAUCUGAAGAAGUUGUCACCGAGGCCGCCAUUGAGGAAGCUCCCGUUGAGGAAGCCAGCCAGGAUUCCGCUGUUCUUGCCGCCGAUGGAUACCAAUACAAAACGGUGCGUCGUCUCAAGUACCGCCAGCGUCGUGAUGUCUCUGAGAUCGCCAACGAUUACCUGCCCCCUUCUGAGGAGGUUGCUGUCGAUGCCCCCGUUGAGGAAGUUCCCGUCGAAGAGGCCAGCCAGGAUUCCGCUGUUCUUGCCGCCGAUGGAUACCAGUACAAGACUGUGCGCCGCCUGAAGUACCGCCAGCGUCGUGACGUUUCGGAGAUCGCCAACGAUUACCUGCCCCCAUCUGAAGAAGUUGUCACCGAGGCCGCCAUUGAGGAAGCUCCCGUUGAGGAAGCCAGCCAAGACUCUGCUGUUCUCGCCGCCGAUGGAUACCAAUACAAAACGGUGCGUCGUCUCAAGUACCGCCAGCGUCGUGAUGUCUCUGAGAUCGCCAACGAUUACCUGCCCCCUUCUGAGGAGGUUGCUGAUUCCGCUGUUCUUGCCGCCGAUGGAUACCAGUACAAGACUGUGCGCCGCCUGAAGUACCGCCAGCGUCGUGAUGUGUCCGAGAUUGGCAACGAUUACCUGCCCCAUCUGAAGAAGGUCACCGAGGCCGCCAUUGAGGAAGCUCCCGUUGAGGAAGCCAGCCAAGACUCUGCUGUUCUCGCCGCCGAUGGAUACCAAUACAAAACGGUGCGUCGUCUCAAGUACCGCCAGCGUCGUGAUGUCUCUGAGAUCGCCAACGAUUACCUGCCCCCUUCUGAGGAGGUUGCUGUCGAUGCCCCCGUUGAGGAAGUUCCCGUCGAAGAGGCCAGCCAGGAUUCCGCUGUUCUUGCCGCCGAUGGAUACCAGUACAAGACUGUGCGCCGCCUGAAGUACCGCCAGCGUCGUGAUGUGUCCGAGAUUGGCAACGAUUACCUGCCCCCAUCUGAAGAAGUUGUCACCGAGGCCGCCAUUGAGGAAGCUCCCGUUGAGGAAGCCAGCCAGGAUUCCGCUGUUCUUGCCGCCGAUGGAUACCAAUACAAAACGGUGCGUCGCCUGAAGUACCGCCAGCGUCGUGAUGUGUCCGAGAUCGCCAACGAUUACCUGCCCCCUUCUGAGGAGGUUGCUGCUGAGGCACCCCUUGAGGAAGCUCCCGUUGAGGAAGCGAGCCAAGACUCUGCCGUUCUUGCCGCCGAUGGAUACCAAUACAAAACGGUGCGUCGCCUGAAGUACCGCCAGCGUCGUGAUGUGUCCGAGAUCGCCAACGAUUACCUGCCCCCAUCUGAGGAGGUUGUGACUGAGGCCCCUCUGGAAGAAGCUCCCGUUGAGGAAGCCAGCCAAGACUCUGCUGUUCUCGCCGCCGAUGGAUACCAAUACAAAACGGUGCGUCGCCUGAAGUACCGCCAGCGUCGUGACGUUUCGGAGAUCGCCAACGAUUACCUGCCCCCUUCUGAGGAGGUUGCUGCUGAGGCACCCCUUGAGGAAGCUCCCGUUGAGGAAGCCAGCCAGGAUUCCGCCGUUCUCGCGGCUGAUGGAUACCAAUACAAAACGGUCCGUCGCCUCAAGUACCGUCAGCGUCGUGACGUUUCGGAGAUCGCCAACGAUUACCUGCCCCCAUCUGAAGAAGUUGUCACCGAGGCCGCCAUUGAGGAAGCUCCCGUUGAGGAAGCCAGCCAGGAUUCCGCUGUUCUUGCCGCCGAUGGAUACCAAUACAAAACGGUGCGUCGCCUGAAGUACCGCCAGCGUCGUGAUGUGUCCGAGAUCGCCAACGAUUACCUGCCCCCUUCUGAGGAGGUUGCUGCUGAGGCACCCCUUGAGGAAGCUCCCGUUGAGGAAGCGAGCCAAGACUCUGCCGUUCUUGCCGCCGAUGGAUACCAAUACAAAACGGUGCGUCGCCUGAAGUACCGCCAGCGUCGUGAUGUGUCCGAGAUCGCCAACGAUUACCUGCCCCCAUCUGAGGAGGUUGUGACUGAGGCCCCUCUGGAAGAAGCUCCCGUUGAGGAAGCCAGCCAAGACUCUGCUGUUCUCGCCGCCGAUGGAUACCAAUACAAAACGGUGCGUCGCCUGAAGUACCGCCAGCGUCGUGACGUUUCGGAGAUCGCCAACGAUUACCUGCCCCCUUCUGAGGAGGUUGCUGCUGAGGCACCCCUUGAGGAAGCUCCCGUUGAGGAAGCCAGCCAGGAUUCCGCCGUUCUCGCGGCUGAUGGAUACCAAUACAAAACGGUCCGUCGCCUCAAGUACCGCCAGCGUCGUGAUGUCUCUGAGAUCGCCAACGAUUACCUGCCCCCAUCUGAGGAGGUUGUGACUGAGGCCCCUCUGGAGGAAGUUCCUGUAGAAGAAGCCAGCCAGGACUCUGCUGUUCUCGCGGCUGAUGGAUACCAAUACAAAACGGUGCGUCGCCUGAAGUACCGCCAGCGUCGUGACGUUUCGGAGAUCGCCAACGAAUACCUGCCCGCAGCUGAGGAGGUUGUGACUGAGGCACCCGUUGAGGAAGUUCCAGUGGAGGAAGCCAGCCAGGAUUCCGCCGUUCUUGCCGCCGAUGGAUACCAGUACAAGACUGUCCGUCGUCUGAAGUACCGUCAGCGUCGUGAUGUGUCGGAGAUCUCGAACGAUUACCUGCCCGCAGCUGAGGAGGUUGUUGCCGAUGAGGCUCCCGUUGAGGAGGUUGCCCAGGACUCUGCCGUGCUCGGCGAUGCUGGCUACCAGUACAAGACUGUGCGACGCCUGAAGCUGCGCCACCGUCGUGCCCUGUAAGCACCUUUAAGAACUGUACCUGCGGCUCGUUCACGACUCGAAUCAUUCCCCCAUUAUAACCCCCUCCGCCCCACCAAGAACCACCCACUAUUAGGCUUUAAGUCAGAAGGACUUCUGUUUGCUAUUGUUUAACGAUUGAAAUCAACGAAAUAAAUCCAACGAAAAUUGUUAUAAUAUA
Messenger RNA from Drosophila subobscura, 4308 nucleotides. RefSeq names its product titin. Gene Ontology annotation, molecular function: calcium ion binding. NCBI's taxonomy places the organism in Eukaryota, Metazoa, Arthropoda, Insecta, Diptera, Drosophilidae. Gene Ontology annotation, biological process: negative regulation of protein sumoylation. The record is from RefSeq and is a predicted model, not a curated record.